This is a messenger RNA of Erigeron canadensis, 782 nucleotides long. Its product is annotated as auxin-responsive protein SAUR76. NCBI's taxonomy places the organism in Eukaryota, Viridiplantae, Streptophyta, Magnoliopsida, Asterales, Asteraceae. Gene Ontology annotation, biological process: response to auxin. The record is from RefSeq and is a predicted model, not a curated record. The transcript has a single exon. The coding region runs from base 71 to 535 and encodes 154 amino acids.
UAUAUCAAUGUCUACAAGUCCAUUCCUUCAAACCUGAUCCAAUAUUUUUACACACACACAAAAACAAAAUAUGAAGACGAUCAAUGUGAUGCUAAGGAAAUGCAAGACAUUAUCAAAACAACUCACACGAACAUCGUCGUCAAACAACGUUAGAUCAAAGUCUAGUAGACAUUUUCAGUCUGUAGGAGGGAUCAUUUGGAACACUAAUGCCAUAUCGGCCGUAUAUGACGACCACAGCCUUAGUGAUUCCGAACAAGACCCUAAAGAACCGGUUUACGUAGGAAGUACAAGGAAACGAUAUGUAAUUAGCUCAAAGUACUUAUGUCAUCCAUUGGUGAAUGCUCUCAUUGAAAAAGUGAAGACAAAUGGCGAUGUUCACGAUAAUGAUAACGAUAACGAUAAUAAUGUUGUUUCGGUUAUCAAUUGUGAAGUUGUGUUGUUUGAUCAUUUGUUAUGGAUGCUUGACAAUAAUGCGGAUUUAAAUGCUAGUACUACGGAUAGUUUGGAUGAACUCGCGGAGUUAUAUUCUUCAUGAUCGAUAUUGCAUUUUGGUCUCUUUGGAACGAGGUCUAGUAAUUGGAUUAAUAUGUUCAUAAAUAUCACAAUAUUAAGUUGUGAUCAUUAUUAGUUUUGAUUUUAAUCAAUUUUUAUGAGUUUAAUUAUUUCUUGUUUUAUAAGUAUGUAUAUGUAGUUUUUAAAUUUUGUAGCUGAUGAUUCAUCGUUCUUGUAUAUUUAACUUGUAUGAGUUCGAGAAUAAUGUUAAUGAUUAUGGUUAUAUUAAA